ACACUUAUCUAAUCAGGCAAAAUGAAGAAUAAUCAUAACACCCUAGAGAAGAUAAAAACAGAAACAAUCAUAACAUUUACUCAUUAGAAAGCAAAAGCAAGAAUAAUCAAAAUAUAACAAUCCAUCCAUGAACUUGGAUCACACUCUUCCAACCAAUGCACACAAUAUGCAUAGGGUAGAGUAGUCAUAUAUUUACAGAAACCUAGGACGGUAUAUGAGUAUGGAAACCGCUGUGUUUCUGGCAACUCAAGACUCUGGAAAGCAGGUAUUGAUAUCCUGGUUCUCUGUAUAGAACAGUCUGGAACAUGGAUUACCUGCUGGGGAAAACCAUUUCUCUGUUACCUGAUUCCCUUCUGGUCCCCAUAACAUAGACAAAGCCACUUGGUUACUCUUGGUCUGUUGAAAUAGCGACAGAAUCUUUUAGCAUAGAGGCACUCCCUUGGAAGGUUGCUGAGUAAGUAAGUCAGAGUCCCUCUGACAAUCUGCCAAACUCCUCAGAUUUGCUUUGGGGCUCUGAGGAUAUUUUCCCUCUUAGGUCUUAGAAGUGAUAAGGCAAGGCAGCUUUUCUCAGUUCUUCAGGUAUAAGGGGAUUCUGCUUUGUCCAAUCAUUUCUCAGAAAAGUCAAGCAUCUUUUCACAACAAAGCAGAUGCAAAACCUUUCUCUCUCUUUCUCUCUCUCUGUUUGACCUUCUUUAACCAAAAAGGGCAGUAAAGGGCAAUAAAUGCCCCACCAAGAGGUUUCCCCCAUGUCAGGCUGCAGAGGGAGCCAGAGGAGCAAUAAGCUCAACUAGUUGUCUUCCAACAAGCCAAUCAACGCUCAGCAAAACAACCCCAUCUCUCCAAUCAGCAGGGCUCCCAGUAAAACAGCUGCAAAGCCUUCCUGUAUUUAAGCACCUUUUCCCAUCACCUACUGUGCCUUCUGCCUCCUAUGCUCAGCUUUCUCCCUUUAUUCUCCCUUCCCAGUUUCUUCUGCUGACUUCUCUGAAUACUAAUAUCUUGAAUCAGUGCCUCUUAAUAAGCAGUGCCCCAUCUCCAAGUUAUGAUCUGAAUCUCAACAAUUCAUCUUUUUUUUUUUGGUCAGGCAUGAAUCUCUAAAAUCCUUAUAUAUUCAUCUCAUAGUCUCCACUUAAACACUUUAAAAUGCUAAAAAUAGUCACAGGUGCAAGAGCUGACCGAUGGUAACACCCUCUGGCCACCAUUACCUCAGUCGUUGCUUUGCCUUGAAACAGACCCUUUCCCAUAUAUUCACCUCAGGGGCAGUUCUCAAUCUGGUUCCAGAAGAGUCAUUUUAUCUUAGAGAUAAAGUGUUUCUUCUCAAGUUGAUUUUUAUCAGUUUUCCUUACACAAAUGUUCUUUUUCUGCCCUUUCUAGCAACCAAAAUGUUCAUAUACAAAAGGGACAGUGUCUUUCAUAUGGAAAUGUUGGCAUACAAAACCAUUUGAAAAUGGGUAAGAGAUAAUUUGGUGGGAUGGAUUUAAGGAGAGGAGAACUAUUUUAUGGAUAUAAAAUUCCUAUCCAACUUCUAAGGCCUAGCUCAAAUCCUGUUUCCUGUGUGAAAACCUGGUUUAUUAUCCAGGUGCAAAAAAUUAUCCCAUUCUUCUUAAUUCAUGUUGUCUAUACCAUUUACUUGAUAAGAAAGCAACAAGUGUUAGAUUGGUAAUCAGGAGAUAAGGGUUUAACUCCUGGUCCCAACAUAUAUUAGUUGUUAGACUAUAUACACAUAUAUGUAUACAUAUACACACAUUUAAUCUGUAGUUUGAUUCUUGGCACAGUUGUGCCAUGCUGUUGAAUAUGCUGGCCCAGAACUACAAGGUGGAUGAACUUGGUUGCUGUGAGGCAAAAGCAUAUGUUCUGGGGAGGAACUGUGAUCCUCCCCUUGGGUGCUAUCACUUUGGAGCAAAGCACCAUUUGACUCAUGCUUGUUACAGCUGUUAGGUGUGUGACGGUGUGCAAGUCACUUCACUUUGAAGAGUCUCAGUUUCCUUAUCUGUAAAAUGGGGAUAAUAAUAUAUGUACUAUUUACCUUAGAGUGUUAUUUUGAGGAUAGUUCUUUGUAAACCUCAAAAGGGUAUAAAAUGUUAUUUUUAUUUACCACAUUAUGAUGAGUAAUCCCAUUUGGAUUCUAGCAUCAUAAACCCUGUUAUGCCAUAUGAGUAAAGAGAGGAGACUCUAAAGAAAAUAAAAAAGGGAAGAGCAUCUGAACUAGACAAACUAGAACUAUAGGGGGAUUAUCCUGGAGGCACAUGAUUUUGAGAGCACUGAGGGGUUGGAUUAGAUGAUGUUAAAUGCCUUUCAACCCUAACUUUAUGAUCCUAAUCUGAUGAACAAAGUUAAAGAACCUUUCUCAGUCUUCAUUCCUUUUCCUCUCUGCUGGUCACCAUGACUACUUAACAGACCUCUCUAUGUUGACACUCUCUCCCUUUGACAUUCUUCCUCUUCUCAGCUAUGCAGAUACUCCCCAAAGCACUGUCUCUUAUACUUCCAAGCUGUUCUCAUAUUGCCAGCUUCAUCCUUAAUGGCUCAAAGGCAUGAUCAGUAACUUUACUGUUCAAAACCCUUUAAUAAUUUAACUUGUUUUAAAAAAUAUUUUCAUAAUUAUAUUUCUGUUAUUGGUUUCCUUUGUAAUACUUCAUAUUUUAUUUUAUUCUUUUAAAAAAUUAUUUUGAGAAAAGGUCUACAGGCUUUGCCAGACCCCUAAAGGGAUCCAUGAUACAAAAAGGGUUAAGAACCUCAGAUUUAAUUCACUCCCCUACUUUUUUUUUUCUAGCAGGUUAGGAAACUGAACCAGAGCAUGGAAGCAACUUUCUAGGGUCAAAAUCUGGCUCCAGACCACUUUGAUUUCCCAUGAGGGACUCUACCUAUUACUCCUCUUACCUCAAUGUAUUGUGCAAACUUCCUGACCUUCAGGUACCUAGAAUGCCCUUCCUCUCUAUCUCUUCCUAUUGAGGACAUACUCAUUAUUGAAGGCCUAUUGCAAAAGUCACCUCCUCCAUUCUUCCUUGCCUGACUCCAUCCUCAUUUGUUCUCAUAUCCUUUGUCCUUUUCCAAUUUGAAUUAAAUUUACCUGUGAUAUCUUCUCCCCCCACUAGACUGGGACAGGGACUCAGUCUCAUUUAUAUUUAUUUGGAUCUCUUCCAGCACUUAACACAAUAGACAUAAUCCUACCUAAUACACAUCUGUUGAAACGCAUUUCUACUUAUUCUGGAUUACUACAGGGAUCCGGACACAGUCAGGGCCCUGUUCCCAUUCUAUCCCUUCCAGCAUGUCGGGCUAGCUUCCCUUCCCCAGUUCAGACACCAGCGAUGCUCCAGGCAGGGGAGAGGCCAGCUACAACCUUUCAGGGCCUUCCCUCCUCUCUCUUGCUUCUACUUUCACUUUCAGUCCCCACACUAAGAGGCUUAACCUGCAAAGGACCGGGACAGCGGGCUCCGGCCCCCAGAAACUCAGGGUCUAUGCCAAUAGGCAAUUUUAGGAGCAAGAACAAGAUGGCUAUUUUGCCACUUCAGUUACCACUUAUGACUUUACCAUCACUGUUGACUACCUUGAUUGUAUGGGCUUCUACAAGGUGCCAAAGCAUGGAAACAAACUCUCCAAGAGCUAUUAAUGGAGCUCCAUUUCCUUGGAAUAAUAUGCGGCUUCCCAACUACAUCUUUCCAAUUCAUUAUAAUCUUAUGAUCCAUGCCAAUCUCACCACUUUGACAUUCUCGGGAGCCACUGAAGUAGAAAUCAUCGUCAAUCAGCCCAGCAGUUUCAUCGUUAUGCAUAGCCAACGCCUGCAGAUCACCAAGGCAACCCUCAGAGAGAAAAGCCAAGAUAAUCGGGUAGAGCAGCCCCUGACUGUUCUGGAGUAUCCAUCCAAUCACCAAAUUGCACUUAUAGCCGAUCAGCCCCUUCAGAUUGGACGUCAGUACAUAGUUACCAUUGAAUAUGCUGCCCCUCUUUCUGAAUCUUUGCAUGGAUUUUAUAAAAGUUCUUAUAGAACUCAGAAGGGAGAAGUGAGGAUGCUAGCAUCCACACAGUUUGAGCCAACGGCAGCAAGGAUGGCCUUUCCCUGCUUCGAUGAACCUGCCUUUAAAGCUAGUUUCUCAAUCAAGAUUAGAAGAGAACCACGGCACCUUGCUAUCUCCAACAUGCCAUUAGUGAAAUCUGUGAAUAUUGCUGAAGGACUAAUAGAAGACCACUUUGAUGUCACUGUCAAGAUGAGCACUUACCUUGUUGCUUUUAUUAUUUCGGAUUUUGAGUCUGUCAGCAAGAUGACCAAAAGUGGAGUCAAGGUUUCUGUGUAUGCUGUACCAGAGAAGAUAAACCAAACAGGCUAUGCCCUGGAUGCUGCAGUGACCCUUUUGGAAUUUUAUGAGGAUUAUUUCAACAUUUCAUAUCCUUUACCCAAACAAGAUCUUGCCGCCAUCCCUGACUUUGAAUCUGGUGCCAUGGAAAACUGGGGAUUGACAACGUACAGAGAAUCUGGACUGUUGUAUGAUGUUGAAAAAUCCUCUGCUUCCAGUAAACUUCGGAUCACCAUGAUGAUAGCCCAUGAACUAGCCCACCAGUGGUUUGGGAAUCUUGUCACCAUGGAAUGGUGGAAUGAUCUUUGGCUAAAUGAAGGGUUUGCAAAGUUUAUGGAGUUUGUGUCUGUCAGUGUGACCCAUCCAGAGUUGAAAGUUGAAGAUUAUUUCUUUGGAAAAUGUUUUGAUGCCAUGGAGAUGGAUGCAUUAAAUUCUUCUCAUCCUGUGUCCGCACCAGUGGAGAAUCCUGCUGAGAUUCAGGAAAUGUUUGAUAAUGUUUCUUAUGAAAAGGGAGCUUGUAUCUUGAAUAUGCUAAGGGACUAUCUUAAUGCAGAUGUAUUCAAAGCUGGCAUUGUGCAAUAUCUCCAGAAAUACAGUUAUAAGAACACCAAAAAUGAGGAUCUGUGGAAUAGUAUGACAAAUAUUUGUCUGAUAGGUGACACACAAAAAACAGAUGGAUUUUGCUCAAGGAACCAACCUACAUCCUCACCUUCGCACUGGAGCAAGGAGGCUGUUGAUGUAAAAGCCAUGAUGAACACGUGGACACUACAGAAGGGGUUUCCAAUGAUCACUGUCACCAUGAGAGGAAAGAAUGUCCAUAUGAAGCAAGAACUCUAUAGGAAGGGAAGCAGUCACUCUGAGGAAACUGGGUACCUGUGGCAUGUUCCACUGUCAUACAUUACCAGCAAAUCAGAUAAAGUUGAAAGAUUUUUGCUAAGAACAAAAACAGAUGUCCUCAUCCUCCCAGAAGAGGUAGAAUGGAUCAAAUUCAAUGUGGGAACGUAUGGCUAUUACAUUGUACAUUAUGAGGAUGAUGGAUGGGAAUCUUUGACUGGCCUUUUAAAGGAAAAGCAUAUGACAAUCAGCAGCAAUGAUCGGGCUAGUCUAAUUAACAAUGCAUUUCAGCUUGUCAGCAUUGGAAAAUUAUCCAUUGAAAAAGCUUUGGACUUAACCCUGUACCUGAAACAUGAGACUGAAAUUAUGCCCGUGUUCCAAGGUUUGAAUGAGCUGAUUCCUUUGUAUAAGUUAAUGGAGAAAAGAGAUAUGGAUGAUGUAGAAACUCAAUUUAAGGCUUUCCUCAUCAGGUUACUCAGGGACCUCAUUGAUAAGCAGACAUGGACAGAUGAUGGCUCAGUCUCACAGAGAAUGCUGCGCAGUCAACUCCUUCUGCUUGCUUGUGUACGCCAGUAUCAACCUUGUGUUCAGAAGGCAGAAGACUAUUUCAAGAAAUGGAAAGAAUCCAAUGGAAAUUUUAGCUUACCAUGUGAUGUGACCUCAGCAGUGUUUGCUGUUGGGGCACAGACCACAGAAGGCUGGGAUUUUCUCUUUGAGAAAUAUCAGUUGUCUUUGUCCAGUACUGAGAAAUACAAAAUUGAAUUUGCCCUGUCUACUAGCCAUGAUAAAGAAAAGCUUCAAUGGUUGCUGGAGCAGAGUUUUCAGGGGGAUAUAAUAAAAACUCAAGAGUUUCCAAGUAUUCUUGGUUUGGUUGGCAGAAACCCAAAGGGUUAUCUCUUGGCUUGGCAAUUUCUGAAGGAAAAUUGGAAUAGAAUCAUACAGAAGUUUGAACUUGGCUCAAAUUCUCUAACAGACAUGGUGAUAGGAACCACAAAUCAGUACUCUACAAGAGAACGACUUGAAGAGGUGAAAGAAUUCUUUAGCUCUUUGAAGGAAAAUGGUUCCCAGCUUCGCUGUAUCCAACAAACACUUGAAACAAUUGAAGAAAACAUACAUUGGAUGAAUCAGAAUUAUGAGAACAUCAGAGUGUGGUUACAAAAAAGCACCAGCUCAUUGUAACUUUUCACAUCUUGCCGGGUUCCUGUGAUCUACUGUAAUUACCAGAUUUUGUGAUAAAGGUGAAUUUACCAAGGGAAAAAAACCCCUUUUUUGCUACAAGAUGGAUAUCUUUUCUAGCAUCUAAAAAAAAAACCAGUUUCUGGCUCAACUCCACUCAUUUUUCUACCCCCCAUGACUAGCUAUGCAUUUCUCUCAGCAGGAUUAUUGACACAGAUAUUUACAGGUGCCAAUUCAGUAUAAGCCUUGUACCAAAAUGUAAAGGAUGCUUGGGUGUUUUUCACCUGAAUCCAGAACCUACUGCUACCUACUAUGUAUUAAGACCAGUUUCCUCACCUGUAAAAUAAAGAUAACUCGCAUGCAACCUACCUCAAAAGGUUUUAAGAAAGAUCUUUAAAAACCUCACAUUGCUAGACAAGUCUGAAUAUGUAUGAAGCGUAUCUAUUAUGAUAUUUUUUCUCCUCCAGGAAGGAAAAGUGAGAGGAAUAUCAUGAUGAUUAUCUUGAAACUAGUAGGGGCUAGAACAAAUAUGCUCCAAGAUUAGAAUAUGAAUCCAAUGUUAAAAAAAAUUAAGAGUUCCCAUUAAGGCUUAGCAUAGGGGUUUCUUACCCUGGGGUGUGUGGACCCCCAGGGGUGGGGCCCCUUGAACUUAGAUGGUAAAAAUUACAUUUUUAUUUCAAGAUAAUUGGUUUCCUUUGUAAUCCUUGUAUAUAUGCUAUUUAAUGAUUUUAGAACAUCCUUCUGAGAAGAGGUCUGUGGUACAAAAGGGGCUAAGAAGCAAAAAUGUUUAGCUGAGAUUGAGCUGGAGUGAUGUUGCUUGGUGAUAAGGUGGUAGGAAGAGAGAAGCACAAAUGAAUUAAUUUGGUCUGACCAUGAGUGCUUGAAGGAGUUAGGAAAUUGUAAUGCCAAUGAAGGUCAAUUAGGUCAAAGAAUAUUAACUGUAUUAUCAUUAGCACUAAAAUGUCAACAUACUGCAAGGUAACUGAAACUACAUAAACACACAAGUCAAAAUGAGAACCAGCUGCCUUUAUAGUUUACAUGAAUUAAAAAAGAUACCUAGGAUUUUGUAUUAGAACAUACUAGGCUUCUUAAUAUUUUGGAGUAAUGAUAUUUCAGUGGAGAAACAACUUGAGAUGUAGUGACUUAAAAGAGUAUUAAUGACACUUUUCUAGAUAAUGUUUUAUAAAGUUGCAUUUUCUGUUAUUUGAGAAAUGUAAUUUAAUGAACAUCAGUCAUACUUUUCAGUUUUUUCUUAUUAAAGAAACACAACCAAAACUAAUGAAGGUAAUUUUAAUGGAAAGUUUGUUGUUUUAAAUAAAAUGGAAUCCAUUUGAA
This is a messenger RNA of Phascolarctos cinereus (koala), 7631 nucleotides long. It is a transcript of the gene ERAP1, whose product is annotated as endoplasmic reticulum aminopeptidase 1. Lineage: Eukaryota; Metazoa; Chordata; Mammalia; Diprotodontia; Phascolarctidae. Gene Ontology annotation, cellular component: cytoplasm; membrane. Gene Ontology annotation, biological process: peptide catabolic process; proteolysis. The record is from RefSeq and is a predicted model, not a curated record. Gene Ontology annotation, molecular function: zinc ion binding; metalloaminopeptidase activity; peptide binding.